This is a messenger RNA of Camelina sativa (false flax), 2989 nucleotides long. Lineage: Eukaryota; Viridiplantae; Streptophyta; Magnoliopsida; Brassicales; Brassicaceae. The record is from RefSeq and is a predicted model, not a curated record.
AUGGUCGGCGGGCCCGAGGUCGGCGUACCCGAGGUCGGCGUACCCGAGGUCGGCGUACCCGAGGUCGGCAGACCUAUCGGUGGGUUUGAUACUACAACCGCGAGGAAUCAUGAGGAUAAGAUUGAUUUCGAGGGCGGAACAGUUGAGAUGGGAGAUCGGCGAGGAGGCAUGAACGAGGUCGGUGGUUCCGGGACAGGCGGAUUCAGUGGCCCAGAGCUCGGCGGUCAUGGGAUCGAUGGUGAACUCAGCUGUGAUGAGUUCGAUGGAGCUCGGCGAACUUGUGAGCUCGGCAUUGAAGAGUUUGGUGGCAAAUCGCUGCUUGGCAUAAACGCGGAUUCGUCAGGUGGUAGUGAGCUCGGCAUGGGGCAUGUUCGGCUGAGAAUUCGAAGCUCGCAGGUUCAUGAGACCGUGGUUGGUGCCGAGCUAAGUAAGCGGCUAGAUGGGUCUCGUUCAUGCGGAACUGGGGUCGGCAUGGAGGAUUUCGGAGGUCACAUUGAUAAUUCUAAUCGCGUUGAUUCUGACGCUUACUCCGACGAUGGCGAUCUCGAUCUUAUGAUGGGGGGUCGCGAGGUCGGCUCGCUUUGCAGGAAGGUUGGCCGACCUUCUACGAGUUCUCGUGUUCCCGCACGUGCGCGUGGUAAGACUCUUGCGGGGAUCCGACGCGCUUUCACGAGGGAAUCUGGUACUGGCUAUAAGAAUGCUUUCGAUGACGUUGGUGUUGACAUUGGAGCAGAGUGUGGAGAUUUCGACAGUUUGGCCAACGACUACGAUUUUGCUGAUAUUCUCGAAUUCAGCGAAGAUAGCGACAGUGGUUCUGGUGGGAGUCCUAUGGACGUUGUCCCGGCCGAGGAUACUGGUCCUCGUUCAGCUGUUUUGGGUCUUAGUGCUGCAUCGAUUGGUGCCAGUCUUUCAGCCGGUCCGGCCGAUCACGGUCCUUCGUUGUGCACAUCGGAUACUAUUGCCGAGAUGAUGCGGUGGUGUAAGAUGCCCGAGGGUUUGGUUUUCCGAUCUCCUAAACCCCACGAGCGUCCUUGGACGCCUCCAGCAGGUUUUAUCGCCCUCUAUGAGCAUUAUUUUACUGAUUGCGGUCUUUGGUUUCCUCUGCCGGAGUUUUUGACGCGUUACUGCGCGAGGCGUAAGAUAGCUAUCUCUCAGCUUUCUGUGGGAGGUAUCCGCAACGCAGCUGGUUUGGCGAUACUGGGUACCGAUUGUGGCGUCGAGGUUGAUGUACAUUUCCUUGAGGAGGCUACCAGGUUUACGAAAGUCAGAGGUAGUCCGGGGUACUUUUAUACUAGUGCUAAAUCGGGUUAUCAGAUCGUCACCGGAGCUGAGAAGAAGAUUUGUCAUUGGCAGCGUUACUUUUUCUUUGUCAAGCUAGAUGAGACUUCGGUUGACAACCUCGAUAUGUUUUACGCUACUGAGUGGAAUAUGGUUCCCGAGCCUGUCGUUCGCUUGCGUGCUCAUCCUCCAGGUUUUUUCGACAAUCUCAGGAAGAUCAGAGCGAGAGGGGCGAUUGAUUGGCCUUCGAUUACUCAGAGAUCUCGUCUACCGCGCUUAGGGAUGGGAAAAGUUAACACUCGUCUUCCUCGAUACGCCGAUCAGUUCAAGAAGGCCGUUGAUGCUGGGUCUUCUUCGCGCGCUGCCGACACUGAAGUCGUUGACCCGUCAGCCGGCGGAGGUGUCGAUCUGCGAGUUGCAGGAGAUUUGAGAUCGGCGGAGGUGGCCGCUACCCGCGCCGACAAAAGAGCUGCCAAGGUUCCUGCUGUCGUUCCGCGUGCGCAGAAGUCACGUGGCGAGGCUUCUGAUGCCCUAGCGAUCGUCGUCGCUGAUUCUGGACGUCCUACUCCAUCAAGGAAGAGAGCUUCUCAUGGUGAGGUGGUCGCUCCCGAGCCCGAAUCGUCCAAGAGAUCUAGGAGGGAUGGCAUACCGCGCGACACCACUGAGAUUGAUGAUUCGUUCUCCUUUUCUUACAAGACAAAGGAUGAGUUGUUUAUCAACAACGCUACUGCUUGUGGUGAGCUUGCUAGCAAGGUUCGCGGCUCCUUCGACCCGCUUCCCUCUGUGGGUUCUCUCUAUGAUCCCGAGCUGUAUCGGUCGUGGGCUCGGAAACACUUCCAGGAUGGUGGUGGCGUGAAUCGUAUGGUCGUCUCGUACGAGCGUCGCAUUGCCGAGCUGGAGAAGCAACUUGCUGAUUCUCGUACCUCUGAACCAUCGAGGAGAUCGGCUGAGGAGCUUCGUCAGGAUCUCGAUAAAGAGCGAGGGGUUUCUGCUGUUCUUACGAAGCAAACUGCCGGUUUCAGGAAGCAAGUGGCCGAUCUCAAGGCUUCUCUUAACGCUUCCCGCUCUCGUCUUGAGCAGUUUGAGGUUGAUCACGCGUUUCAGAAGGCGCAGUUGCAGCAGCUGCAAGCAGAGCGGCAUGGCAUCGAUGUCGAGGUUGCCGACUACAAGUCUCGUAUUGAGAGGAUGAGGAGGCAUAUUAUUGACAACAGAGCGGCGCAGGAGUCUCUUCUGACUUUGAGCCAGGUGAGCGGCACCUAUGAUUGUCUUCAGGAGCUGGUGAAGAGUGGUACGGUCAUUCCGUCGAAGACUUUGCUCGGCUUGGAGGCUGACGUGAAGAUGUGGGAGGAGAAGGUUCUUGGUUUCGAUAUUGCCGAUGUUUUGGACAGCGACCUCGAGGCUCUUCCAGAGACCGCGAUCGUUCCUACGAACCUUCAGGCGGCGGAGGUUCCCGUGGUUGUAGGAGAGGAGGUCGUCAUGGCAGGGGCACCUGCGGGCUCGGGCGCUCAGGUUGCUGCCGAGCAGUGACUUGCUUUUGUCUUGUUUUAUUAGAACCUAUUCCCGUUUUGUAGCGGAUGUUGGGCCGUUUAGGCGAUGUAUUUUCUUUUUGGGACCUUGCAUUAUCGUUGGAUUGACCGGAUAUUGAGCCGUUUAGGCGUUGUACUUUUCCUUUUUGGAACUUUGCUAUGUUUUAUCCUCUCGUUUUUUGACA